Messenger RNA from Hyaloscypha bicolor E, 904 nucleotides. Its product is annotated as ferredoxin. Lineage: Eukaryota; Fungi; Ascomycota; Leotiomycetes; Helotiales; Hyaloscyphaceae. Gene Ontology annotation, cellular component: mitochondrion. The coding region runs from base 218 to 904 and encodes 228 amino acids. Gene Ontology annotation, biological process: positive regulation of oxidoreductase activity; P450-containing electron transport chain. Gene Ontology annotation, molecular function: 2 iron, 2 sulfur cluster binding. The record is from RefSeq and is a predicted model, not a curated record. The transcript has 2 exons.
CAAUUCUCUACAUCAUUUACAAUAUUGGGAGAACAACAAAUGGUUAUGGCUGCUCUCACCGCCAUUCAGUGAAUAUCCUCUCUGCAGGCUUCACCUACAUACAGAAAAACCCUCGCCCCUGCAACGAGCUUUCUUUCGGAGACCGCGGGCGAACUUUAUCUGCAAACGCGACUCGCAAGAAGCUCUCAGUUGAGAAGAACACGGAGAAGGCACCACCAUGUCUGCUGGGAGAACUGUAGCUCGAAGUAUGGCGGCACUGGGAAGAGGGACAUUUAGAAAGCCAUGUGCGAGAUCAUAUACCAUUCAAGCUCGAGCUUCAUCUUCAAUAUCACGAACAAGCCCAAUUCAAUCCUUCUUCACCAUUUCGACCCCUCGCAGUACCGCGCAUAAGAUAUGCCACGCCAGGAGUUCUGCAGGGUCAUUGCAGGCUCGGCGAGCAUUCUCAGCAACACCAGCCGCUUCACAUGGCCAUUUGGAUCCUCCGAAAUCGGGCGAAGAGCUCUAUGUUACUUUCGUUGAUAAGGAGGGUGACGAGCACAAAAUUGCAGUAAGCAAAGGCAAUAAUCUGUUGGAGAUUGCUCAGGCGCAUGAUAUUGAGAUGGAAGGCAAGUCAAGCACAUCCUACAAAGGGCUUGAUGAGAUGCUAACAAGAAUAUCAGGAGCUUGCGAAGGAUCUUGCUCAUGUUCAACAUGUCAUGUCAUAGUCGAAGACGAAUCAAUGUAUGAUAAGAUGGAAGAGGCAUCGGAUGACGAGAAUGAUAUGCUGGACUUGGCUUUCGGCUUGACUGAAACGUCAAGAUUGGGAUGCCAAGUUGUCAUGUCAAAAGAAUUGGAUGGGCUACGAGUGAGGCUACCUUCGAUGACAAGAAAUAUGCAAGCCAGCGACUUCAGCAAGAAGAAUUAA